Molecule: messenger RNA, 1252 nt
Organism: Puccinia graminis f. sp. tritici CRL 75-36-700-3
Lineage: Eukaryota; Fungi; Basidiomycota; Pucciniomycetes; Pucciniales; Pucciniaceae
Exons: 3
Coding region: 170-1084 (304 amino acids)
Source: RefSeq, a predicted model, not a curated record
GCUCGCCCGCCCGCUCCUGUCGGGAAAUGCGCCGGGGGUAGCAGCAGUGUCCAAGCCAAGUCCCAAGUCAAGCUCAACACGUUCUUCUUCGAUUCUGCGUCGUCGAUUCUCAUAUUCUAAAAGGAACAGUCUCCGGAUGUGAGUGUCUCAGGAAACAACUCCAAUCAGGAUGAUCUCAAACAAGAGCGCCAAGCAGGACAAAUUGGCUCGGAAAUUGUUGCCCAACCAAUCGAUUCGCUCCGAUCAAAAGAAACUUUCGUCUCAACAAUGUCGUCCUCCUGCCGUCUGCUCGUUACCUGGCCCUGUUCAGACGGAAAUCGAUUGGUUUGAUUGUUCACAGAACGCCGAAAAGAAAAACGAAGACUGUCUGAAUACUCUAUUCGAAAUAAUCGAUUCACCUCCAUCACCCGUCACGAAAUCAAGGAACAGGGGAAUCAAGACCUCAAAAGGGGAAGGGAAUGUUCGCCAAGAUCCAUCUUCCUCUGAUGCUCGAAUACCCUCCGAUAAUGCAACUUCAUCAACUACUGGCCCGUCAAACAAAGUACUCAAAUUCAUCGAAAAAAAUAAUUCUAAUUAUCUGAAGUAUAAGGCCAAUCCCGAUUUCAUAUUGGGACUCAAUUCGACAUUAAGAUAUCUGGAGAAUUUGAGAUUGAUUUUAGUCCAACUUGGCGAACUAAGUUCCCGGAGUAAUCGACCAGAAGAUGAAGAAGAAGAGCAUGAGCGGGGCGACGCAAAGCUCAAGAAUGACAAGACAAUCGAAAUGAACCGCAUCGAAAACGAGGAAAUCACAAAGAUCCUAAGAGAUUUACAAACCAUCAAAUUCAUUGUUGUCUUCAAGCACCACCAACAUCUCCCGAUCAUCAACUUACUCUCGACUUUUGUCCACGAAAUCAACCAAGCUUUGCAUGACUUGGAUGGCCAACAGCAAUCCAUGAACACCCGGAAAUCCAUCCGAUUGGUCGGAUUCCCCGUCGGAUUGAAUCCACCAUUGAUCAGUAAAUUCAACGUGCGGAGACUGUCUUGUUUCGCCAUUCUGGAUUCCGCAACAGGUAUAGAAAGAUUAAACGAUUUCUUCUCAGCCUGAAUAAGAACUUUCCGGCGGCAUGGACAUCUGGUAAAACGCUUUAUUAUCAAGGCGUUUGGAUAAAUAUUACUCUUUUGAUUCGUUGUGCUGUUGUGUAUACUAUCUGAGCUAUUUUCCCUAAUCAAAAAUCUUCGCAAAUCAAUCUUCUUUCCUACUCGCCUGUGCAAU